Beta vulgaris subsp. vulgaris (sugar beet) is the source of this 5316-nucleotide messenger RNA. Its product is annotated as ethylene-insensitive protein 2.1. The coding region runs from base 759 to 4826 and encodes 1355 amino acids. Gene Ontology annotation, biological process: ethylene-activated signaling pathway; metal ion transport. The record is from RefSeq and is a predicted model, not a curated record. Gene Ontology annotation, molecular function: manganese ion transmembrane transporter activity; cadmium ion transmembrane transporter activity. The transcript has 8 exons. NCBI's taxonomy places the organism in Eukaryota, Viridiplantae, Streptophyta, Magnoliopsida, Caryophyllales, Amaranthaceae. Gene Ontology annotation, cellular component: membrane.
UUCACUUCACUUCUCCAGGACCUCCUCAAGACUCUUUUUAACCUUUUUCUCUCUCCUCAAUUCAUUUCUUUCAUUUUCUCUCUCCUCCAUUGAAGGAUCACUCUUUCUCUCUCUUAUUCUUCUCUUUUUUCUUAAUCUUUGAAAAACUGUUGCAUUUGAUAUCUAUCUUCUGUUUUCUCUGUCCUCUUUCUGAACUUUUUCUCUUUCUUCACUGAACUCUGUCAUUGCAGAUUUCUUACCGAAACCCUAAUCAGUGGGAAAAUCAUGCUGAUACUGAAAUUUAAGGGGAAAAGAGUUUGAAGAUUGAAUUGGAUAAGUUAAUUUGGGGAUUUGAAACGGAAGUUAGUUUAACGCUUGCUUCGAUUUGGGGAUUGAAGUAGUGAGCAGAGGUUGAUACUUAUUAGCGCGAGAAUUUUUGUUUCAGUCUUUUGCUGAAAAGAGGUGAUUUGAGUUCUAGAUCGAGGUGAAAUUCUUGCGGAAGGAAAAUCUUUAGUCUAUCUUGAAAUUGGAAGUUUAAUCAAGGUUUUGCUGGAAAUUGAAUUAAUUCGAGAUUAUAUUUGUUUCAAGAUUCAAUUUUAAAUGCGAGGUUAAGUUGGAAGUUCCAAGGAAAUGAUUGGGAUAUGUGUUGACUUCUGCAAAUGUGAGUUAGUUGAGCUGGAACAGAUCUUUGUGGUUGUUCUAGGUUGUUCUGGAAGUGAUUGUUGCGGAGUUUAGUUGAUAAUUUGAGUUUAAUUUGAGACGGAGUUUAGCUUGUGAAAAUGGUGGGUGGAAGUCCACAUGAUAAGGGUAGUGCACGGGGCGUUUCGCAGGGGCUUCUUCCUGCUCUAGCUCCAGUUCUUCUUAUCUCAAUUGGGUAUAUUGACCCUGGCAAGUGGGCUUCUUGUAUCGAUAGUGGCGCUCGAUUUGGAGUUGAUCUGGCGGCAUUUGCAUUAGUCUUCAACUUUGUGGCAGUUUUGUGUCAUUAUUUAUCAGCUCGAGUUAGUUUGGUCAGCGGAAAAAAUCUCGCCCAGAUUUGCAGCGAAGAGUAUGACAAACUCACGUGUUUUUUUCUGGGAAUUCAAGUCGAGCUGUCAGCCAUUGCUUUGGAUCUUACUAUGAUUAUUGGCAUGGCGCAUGGACUCAACAUGAUUUUUGGCUUGGAUUUGUUCACUUGUAUCCUUUUGACUGCACUAAAUGUCGUGCUAUAUCCACUUUUUUCCACCCUGCUGGAAAAUACCAAAGUGAAGUUCCUGGUAGUUUGUGUGGCAGGAAUAACAUUUGCUUGCUAUGUGCUUGGGAUGCUACUCAGUCUACCUGAGUUUCCGGUUCCUUCAAAUAGUUUGUUAUCAAAGUUGAGUGGUGAGAGUGCUUUUGCUUUGAUGGGUCUACUUGGAGCGAAUGUCAUGCCUCACAAUUUUUACCUCCAUUCUUCCAUUGUACAGCGGUAUCAAGGGCCAGUCUCCAUGCUAAAGGGUUUGAGAUCUCAGGAUAAUUUUAUCAUUAGCCUCACCAUAUCCAGUGGCAUAUUCCUGGUGAAUUAUGUACUCAUGAAUUCAGCUGCUAAUGUAUCUUACAGUACUGGCCUUGGUUUGCUUACCUUUCAAGAUGCGAUGUCUCUACUUGAUCAGGCAUACAGGAACCCAAUAAUACCCUUUGCCUCAUUUGUGAUUUUGUUUUUGGCCAACCAAAUAAUGGCAUUAAGCUGGGAAUUUUGUGGAGAGGGUGGAGAAACAAUGUUGCAUGAUUUCUUUAAAAUGGAUCUUCCUGAGUGGCUUCAUCGUGCUACUAUUAGAAUUUUCGCUAUUGUCCUUGCGCUAUUUUGUCUGUGGCAGUCAGGAGCUGAAGGAAUGUACCAUAUGCUGAUAUGCACCCAGGUCAUGGUGGCUCUUCUGCUGCCAUCUUCUGUGAUCCCUCUUUUCCGAAUUGCGUCAUCGAGACCUAUUAUGGGUUUGAAAAAAAUUUCACCUAUUCUGGAGUUUGUAGUCCUUAUGAUAUUCAUGGGAAUGCUGGGUUUAGAGAUGAUAUUUGUCGUGGAGAUGAUUUUUGGGGAAAGUGAUUGGGUUGGUAACUUGCGUUGGAGUAUGGGGAACGGUGCUACAUCUAUGGCUUAUGUCUUGCUCCUUGUUACUGCUUGCACCUCACUUAGUUUUAUGCUCUGGUUGGCAGCCACUCCUCUCAAAUCUGUAACAGCUCAAUUGGACUCCCAGCCUUGGAACUGGGAUUCUCAGCAAGUUGCACCUGAAUCAUAUACACAGAGAGAGGGAAAUGAUUUUACUGAGCCUAGAUUUCCUGAGGAACUUGUUAAUAAGCCAGAAUCUUUGCCAGUGCAGGAGAAGUCCUUGCGUAGCCAUCCAGACUUGACAAUUCCAAAUUACGACAUUAGUUUGCCAGAGACAAUUAUGGACAGUGUUCAAGAGCCUCAUGCAACUGCUAUUGAAAAUAAUUUGGUAGAAAGUAUGGCUUUUGGCUCAUCUAAAUGUCUCCACCCAGACCCUGAGCAAUCAGCUGCUUCUGUUGAAUCCGUGCCAGUCUCUAGUGUGGUAAGUGGGCCUUCUGAUGGUCCAAUAUUGGCAUCUAGUCCUAUGAAAACUGAACCAGCUGAUCCAGUUGAGAAGACCUUGAGAAUUGAGGGAGACACACCAACUGAGAAAGAUGAUGAAGGGGAUACCUGGGAGUCUGAGGAACCAUCUAAAGAUGUGCAUGGAGGUGGCGCACCAGGUACACCCGAUGGGCCAGGUUCAUUUAGAAGUCUUGGUGGAAAAAAUGAUGAAGGUGGGGCCAGUGCUGGUAGUCUCUCAAGACUGUCAGGGUUGGGCCGUGCGGCAAGACGUCAAUUGGCUGCAGCCCUUGAUGAAUUUUGGGGACAGUUGUAUGAUUUCCAUGGCCAAAUCACACAAGAAGCAAAAUGCAAGAAAGUUGAUGUAUUGCUUGGCUCAAACUCUAAGCCUUUUGCAGAUUCAGUUGGAAAGGAGUAUGGAAUGCAGUUCCAGUCUUUGGGAGGCAGAGUAUCUGAUAAUUCAGUAAACAUGAGUUUGUAUGAUGCUCAAAAUCAGCAGAAGCUGCAAAACAGAGUAUCAGAUAAUUCAAUAAACAUGAAUUUAUAUGAUGCUCAGAAUCAACAGAAGUUGCAAAACAGAGUAUCUGAUAAUUCAAUAAACAUGAGUUUAUAUGAUGCUCAAAAUCAGCAGAAGUUACAAAACAGUAUAGAGUCAGCAUAUAGGGCACGUAAAGCAUCUACAUCAUUAUGGUCCAACCAGAUGCAGCUUCCUGACAGCUAUAUGCAGAGUUCCAAUCGCAGUAUGCUUGAUGCUGGGGAAAGGCGUUACCAGAGUUUGCAUCUCCCUCCAUCUUCUGAUGGUUUGGACUAUCAGCCUGCAACAGUACAUGGUUAUCAAAUUGCAUCUUAUCUGAACCGAAUGGCCAAGGAAAGAUCUGAUUAUGCAGUUGGUCCAUUAGAGACCGCACCUCAAAAGUCCCCGUCAUUGGUCCCAAACAACUAUCGAGAGUCUCUUGCUUUUGCUCUAGGGCAAAAAUCAACAAAUGGAUUUAGUUCUGCACAGCCAUCUAGCAUUCAGAAUCUUGCUCUACAAAGAAAUAGUGUCUUGCAAUCUGAUAAACGUUAUGAUCUUUCCUCUGCUGCAAGUGCUGAAAGUAAUACCAAGAAAUAUCACAGUUUGCCAGACAUUUCUGGACUCUCUCUUCCUCUCCGCAACUUAUAUUCAUCUGAUAGAAGUACACGAUUGGACAGUCCUAACACCCCUGUUGGUUUCGGAACAUCAGUUGGUAGGACUUCUUAUGAACCAUCCUCACUUUCGAGUACAAGGUCAAGGCUUGUGGCCCCACUGGCAUUUGAUGAGCUUUCUCCUUCUAUGGCAUAUCGAGAUGCUAUUUCAUUGAGAAUGAGUUCAGGGGCUGAUGCGUGUUCUCUUUGGUCUAAACAACCUUUUGAACAGUUCGGUGUGGCUAAUAAGAUUAGCAAUUUUGGAGCUCAGGCAGCUAGUAAUAGGUCAAUGAUGACUCAAGAGCCUCCUUCAGCUGCAGAAUUGGAGAGAAAAUUGCUGCAGUCAUUGAGGCAUUGUAUUUUGAAGCUCUUGAAACUGGAAGGAUCUGAGUGGCUAUUUAGGCCAAAUGAUGGUGUUGAUGAGGAUCUCAUUGAUCGGGUGGCUAUGAGGGAAAAAUUCUUCUAUGAAGUUGAGUCUCGAGAUUAUAAACAAUCACCCCAGAUCGGUGACUUACAGUUCUCACAUUCUGAGAGGAGGCUUGGUGCGACGGUUAAGGGUGAUGAUGCAGUUUCUGCAAAUAUGAUUUCUUCAGUCCCGCAGUGUGGAGAAGGCUGUGUUUGGAAAGCAGAUCUUAUUGUAAGCUUUGGUGUGUGGUGCAUCCAUCGGAUCCUGGAGCUGUCACUUAUGGAAAGUCGUCCAGAACUUUGGGGCAAAUACACUUACGUCCUAAAUCGUCUCCAGGGUGUUAUUGAUGUUGCUUUCUUCAAACCUCGAACUCCAAUGUCCCCGUGCUUUUGCCUUCAAAUACCUGCCUCAUAUCAGAUGAGAUCAAGUCCGCCUGUUUCAAAUGGUAUGUUACCUCCAGCUGCCAGACCAGUUAGCAGGGGAAAGGUCACAACUUCAGCAAUGCUUCUAGAAGUAAUCAAGGAUGUUGAGAUUGCAAUUUCCUGUCGGAAGGGUCGGUCAGGCACUGCAGCUGGAGAUGUCGCUUUUCCCAAAGGGAAAGAGAAUUUGGCCUCCGUGUUAAAACGCUACAAGCGCCGCUUAUCAAACAAACCAGUGGGAACAUAUGAUAGCAGCCCUGCGUCACGCAAGCUAUCCUCCUCCCCAUCUUAUGGGUCAUAGCAAGUUGCUGAACACAGUUGCUGAUUUCUGAACUGUUCAUUUUUGGAGGCGUUUCAUUCUUUUGAGUGGAGUUGUAACUGGCUUGCGAUGCUAUCUCGGUAUAACUUACAACCCCUUGUGUAUUGGAAAAGUCUAGUGGAAAUCUCAUCUUUUGAGUCUCAAUGUACACAGGACGCCUUGCUGGUACUGUAAUUGGCCAAAUGGAAGAAAGGCGAAAAUGAGUAGAGGUAUUGGUUACACCUCAUGUUUGAUGAAUAAUUAGUAGGCUCAUAAAUGCGAAUGGUUUAGAAUUUUAUUACUGAAACUAACAAUGUGCAGAUAGGGUCUCGUAAUGUUUGCCCCUUGUACCAUGAAUCAUGAUCUACCAUAAAAUAUGGGACUGGUAGUUGGUACUGCUCCAUACGAGGACUGUCGAGUUGUAGAUUAUUUAUACAUGAUGGUACUUCUAUUUCUUAUCUUUAUUGAAGCUUACUGAUUUCAAUUCUCUCAA